AUGAUGAAUGAUCAAACUAUUGGUUAUAAACCAUCAAAUUAUGUGUUUGAAGAUUCAAUUGAUGAAUUUAUUAAUAAACAAAUUAAAAAAUUCCCAAAUUAUUCACCACAACAAAUUAAAUCAUGGACUCAAGAUCAUAAGGAUCAUAGAAAUUCUUAUUUAGAAAUUGAAUCAAAUUUAAUUAAUCAAACUAUUGAUACAAGAACUUUUGGUAAUUGCUUCCUAAGACCUGAACAUAUAAUUAAAGAUGAUCAUUGUAAAUUUGUUCAAGAAAAACUGUUCCCAUGGUUAACUUUCAAAUCACCAAAGUUGACAAGAUAUGACGGUGUUGAAACUGAAUAUUCUAUUAGUGGCGGGUGUUUUUUACAACAAAUUUUCAAACAACAAAAGGGUGAAGGUAUAGUUAUAAGUGCUAAAAAUUCACAUUAUCAACAAUUAGUUUCAUUAUUCACUACACUAAGGAUUCUUAAUAACACUUUACCAAUUCAAAUUGUUCAUAGAGAUGAUAUAACAAAAUCAAGAAGAUCUCAAUUGAUAAGAUUAGCAAGAUUGGAUCUUAAAACUUUGGUUGAAGAACAAAAUAGUACGAUUAUUGAACCAUUAACUUUACAAAAUGAAUAUAAUCAAACUGAAUUAAAAUAUUCAGAUUAUCCAAAAUUAGAUGUUUCAUUUUUAAACAUUCAACCAACAAUAAGUAAAAGUCACUCAAAAGAUUUUAAAAUGUAUUCAAAUAAAUUAUUAGCAACUUUAUUUACUACAUUCCAAAAAGCCAUAUUUAUGGAUGCAGAUAUCAUUUUAUUUAAAUCUCCUCAAGACCUAUUGAAAAUUCCAGAGUUUCAAGAAAAAGGUGCCUUUUUUUUCAGAGAUCGUGAACUAAUAAAUAGAUCAUCAGACCAGGACAAGAUUUUUUGGGAAAAAUUAAUGCCAACAAAAUAUGAAUCUUCCAACUUUGGUACCCCAAGUGCAACUUCACAAACUUUAGAUAAUCGAUAUUUCCAUGGUUUUACGCAUUUGGUAGAAGCUGGUGUUGUAUUAAUGGAUAGAUCAACACAUUUCCCAGGUUUACUUCAUGCAUUACAAUUAGUCCUUUGGAAUACUGCAACAAAGAGAGUUUGGGGUGAUAAAGAAUUAUUUUGGUUAUCACAGGCAAUCAGCGGGACUGAAAAUUUUGCCUUUAAUAAACAUGGGGCAGGUGCUAUAGGUGAAAUUAUAGUUAAUGGUACACAGGAGAAAAUUUGUUCAAAUCAACCAGUUCAUGUUUAUAAUGAUACUAUACUUUGGAUAAAUUCAGGUUUUAAAUUUUGUAAAAAUGGUGGUGCUGGUAGAGAUUUGAAACAUUAUCCUGGAUAUACUUUAGAUACAUUAAUGGAACGUUAUAGAGGUGGUAUAAAUGUUAGUGCUGUUAUUGUUCCACCUCAAGUUGAUGAUUUAUACUUGGGCUGGUCCUCUGAGGAACAACAUUUAGAUCAUGAACAAAGGAUUCAAGGUUGGUAUAAUAUGGCGAUGUGUUCCGGAUAUACGUAUUGUGCAGUUAGUCCUGUUAUUGAAUCAAAUGGGAAAGAACGUCAUGGAACUGUUAUUAAAGUUAACGAACAAGAAAGUUUCAAUUAUAAUUACUUGGGGAAUGUUUGGUUAGAUGCAAAUGAAAUGUCCAAAACAAUAGAUAAGAAUAAAAAGGAAUUCGCCCCUUAUAUAGAUGUGGAUGUAUAG
Hansenula ciferrii is the source of this 1710-nucleotide messenger RNA. RefSeq names its product alpha-mannosyltransferase. NCBI's taxonomy places the organism in Eukaryota, Fungi, Ascomycota, Saccharomycetes, Phaffomycetales, Wickerhamomycetaceae. Bases 1 to 1710 code for a protein of 569 amino acids. Gene Ontology annotation, biological process: protein O-linked glycosylation. Gene Ontology annotation, molecular function: alpha-1,3-mannosyltransferase activity. The transcript has a single exon. Gene Ontology annotation, cellular component: Golgi apparatus. The record is from RefSeq and is a predicted model, not a curated record.